Messenger RNA from Fonsecaea pedrosoi CBS 271.37, 330 nucleotides. RefSeq lists its product as uncharacterized. The transcript is spliced from 2 exons. The record is from RefSeq and is a predicted model, not a curated record. Lineage: Eukaryota; Fungi; Ascomycota; Eurotiomycetes; Chaetothyriales; Herpotrichiellaceae. Bases 1 to 330 code for a protein of 109 amino acids.
AUGUCGCAGAGACUGUCAACUUCAAGUCGGGAUUCGCUGUAUCUCACCGACACAACCACGCUGUUGCUUACCUGCAUGCCGUCUCGACCAGGCAGCGGCGGGCAGCAAUUGCAUUCAGCGGAGGUCGGUGUCAUUUUCCUUUCUGAUGCGUCAUGCAUGCAUGCAUUGCAAGCCACCAGCACCCAUGCUUUCGAGGCCUCGCGCCGUCUAGCCGGGACCUUGACACCUGCAAUGUAUGUGCCUAAAAUUCUCGGACUGGUGACAUUCGCCCCUGUCGUACCUCGGAGCAGGUACACUGAUGAGAUAAUAUCUGCAUCCAUCUUUAUGUAG